GCGACCUCCGCCAAAACCGAAAGCUCCCUUCUCAGUGGCACUUGGACAGCAUCCGGAAACGUAUCGUCGAGCCUGGAUCAAGGGGUCGUGUCGCGCGUGUCGUUUUCCGUCGCCCUUGAAUCCUAAUCACCGAUCAGGAACCGUUGUUUCAACCCUCAAACUCGACGUUCGACGCGAACUCGUCCCCGUUAAAACGAUCCCUGUCCCUUCGAUCGGCGGAAUUCCUGUCGGAGAACGUUCCUCGAACCGUUAGUCGACGCAGAUGGCGCACUUCUGAGACUCGGUUCGAUUGUCAAGAAUUCCAGCGGGAGGACAGCGGGACGAACUGAUUCCGAUCGAAUUGGAUUCUUGUGCACCGUGUGACAGUUUGUGGAAAACGAGCGCGAUGAUGCUGGGGGGCUACGAGUCGCAGCCGGAUUACUAUCCACAGUGGCAUCAACCCUACAACUAUGUCACGCAGCUACCUUACGGUCCGUUGAACGUUCCCGACGCGGACAGCCAAUCGACGUACUGGGGUGCGGAUUCCGGGAUCUCCGGGGGUAGUUCCGGCGCAGGAAGUCCCACCGCCUCGACGCCACCCCUGAUCGAAGAGAUCGGUGUCCAAGAGACGAGCUACUCCCCUCUGCAGCAAUUCGCUCACCCCUCUAUGAGCCAGCACUACCCUAACCUGAUCUAUCAGCCCCAGCAAGAGGUCCCGCAUCAUCACCUGCACCACCACCCGCAUCAUCAUCCGCAGAGCCACAGAAGGGACAACGAUUACUCCGCGGUUUCGUCGAUGAGCCAGGUCGAGAGCGGGUUCCAGCAGCACCUGCGCGAAGGCGUGAGGGAGGGCGGCCUGGUGGUCAGACCGAAAAGGAGGAACACCGCGAACAAGAAGGAGAGAAGACGGACGCAGAGCAUAAACAACGCGUUCGCGGAUCUUCGGGAUUGCAUCCCGAACGUGCCGGCGGACACCAAGCUGUCGAAGAUCAAGACACUCAGGCUCGCAGCCUCCUACAUCGGUUACCUGAUGGCAGUCCUCGAGAGCGACGAGGGCGAGGAACCGCAGACCUUCCGCGCGGAGAUCCUCUCGCACGGCAGGAGGAGCAAAACGACUCAGGCGAAUCAGAACGAGUCGUGUUUGCACCCUGUCUCGAGUCUCAUGGCCGAGGAAUCGUCGAAAGGCAAAGGACGAACCGGAUGGCCGCAGCACAUGUGGGCCCUCGAAUUGAAGCACGAGUCGCAGGCUAGCCAAAUACAAUAAAAUCACCGAUCUCUAUCUAUUUCCGACGAAACUGCGGCCUCGCGGACCAGAGAUGCCGAACGGAAGUCUGGUCCGCGGGAUUGAACAGUUUGUCGAGUCGGUUUAUCGAAUCGCGAGCAACGAAGGACGUCGGUGACGUUCGUACCGGAGAACUGGGACGUUCAAGAUAUUUAAUUUAUUCGAAUGGCCGUGUAUCGGAGCAACGCGCGAAAGUCGAAUAGGAUUAACCCUUCGCACCCGAUUUUUCACUGGAAAUAUUCAUCUCCGGCGAGACACGUACAUUUACUGGAACUGACUUCACGUGAGAUCAUACGUAAAUGAAGGGAUAUUAUUUUUUUAUCUGAUUUCAAUGUUACAUUGACGUUUUGUCAUUAUUUUACUUCAAUAUUGCUUUGGUAUUUUAUUUGAUCUCAAUAUUACGUUGAUAUUUUAUUUAAUUUCAAUAUUACGUUGCUAUUUUAUUUAAUUUCAA
Molecule: messenger RNA, 1715 nt
Organism: Nomia melanderi (Alkali bee)
Lineage: Eukaryota; Metazoa; Arthropoda; Insecta; Hymenoptera; Halictidae
Gene: Hand
Product: heart- and neural crest derivatives-expressed protein
Biological process (GO): regulation of transcription by RNA polymerase II; developmental process
Molecular function (GO): protein dimerization activity; DNA-binding transcription factor activity, RNA polymerase II-specific; RNA polymerase II transcription regulatory region sequence-specific DNA binding
Source: RefSeq, a predicted model, not a curated record